AUGCCGAACGAACACGCAGAGUUUGAUCCUAUCUUACGAGAUAUUGUCAAUUAUGUCUACCACAAGCCAAUCACAGAUGAGAAGGUUUAUCAAAGAGCCCGAGUAGCGUUACUGGACGCGCUGGGUUGCGCCAUUGAAACGCUCCAUCUCAGUCCCGACUGCAGACACCUCGUGGGACCGGUCGUGCCAGGGACGGUGGUCCCAGAGGGCGUUCGUAUCCCAGGCACCGCCUACGUUGUCGAUCCUCUGAAGGGUGCGUUCGACCUCGGUGCUAUGAUCAGAUAUCUCGACCACAAUGAUGCCUAUGCGGGUGCGGAAUGGGGUCAUCCCUCCGAUAAUCUCGGUGCGAUCCUCAGUGUGGCGGACUGGUUAUCUCAGCAGCAUGCCAAAGGACAUGCCAGACCAACCCUGCGCACUGUCCUCGAAGCGCAGAUCAAAGCCUAUGAGAUCCAGGGAGUUCUGCAACAGCGAAACGCUUUCAAUGAACAUGGGAUAGACCAUGUGAUCCUAGUCAAGGUAGCCUCGACUGCGGUAACCGCUUGGCUUCUGGGUCUGCCCGAGUCGGCAGCCCUGGCUGCUGUGUCCCAUGCAUGGAUCGAUGGCCAUCCGCUCCGGAUCUAUAGACAGGCACCCAACGCAGGACCCCGCAAGGGUUGGGCUGCUGGCGACGCUUGCAUGCGAGCCGUGCACCUGGCGUUCCUUACCAAAAAAGGCGGCCAUUUCGACCCCAGUACUUCGACUUGGACCGGGAGGGCCGCUCUGGGAGCACCCUCUGCUCUCACGGCGCCGAGAUGGGGCUUCAGUCACGCUCUAUACGGCGGAAAGGAUGUCAUCCAAGCUUUCCCCUAUGGCACUCGAGUGAUGGAAACCGUGCUAUUCAAGGUCAUCACGGCGGAGGGACAUGGAAUCUCCGCUGUCGAGGCGGCCGUCCAGGUUGCCACGAUGCUCCAAUGUCGCCAGCUAGUAGCCGAACGGGAUAUCCGUACUAUCAAGAUUCGAACCCAGAAACCCGCCGUGAUCAUUAUUGACAAGACCGGUCCGUUACGAAACAAUGCCGACCGUGAUCAUUGUCUGCAAUACAUGGUCGCAGUCACCUUGCUCAAGGGUUCAGUCAUCGACACUGCAGACUACCUGGAUGAUUCUCCGUGGGCUAAGGAUCCCCGAGUUGAAACCCUCCGGGGGAAGAUGACCGUCACCGAGGAUGCAAGAUUCACUGCCGACUACUACGACCCCGCAUAUCGGAGCGUUGCAAAUGCAGUCACAGUAGAGUUGAACAGCGGGGAAGUUCUUGACGAAGUUGUCGUUGAAUUCCCCGUUGGUCAUCAUCGGAGAGACGAAACCUUGCCACAGGUAGUAGAGAAAUUCCGCCGCAAUAUGGCCUUCAUGUUUACUCCCGCAGAGGUAGACCGGAUUAUUGCCGCUGUGAAUCACGAUGAGAUGCCCGUAGAAGAGUUUAUGGGGUUGUUCGUGCGGCAGAAGGCAACAUGCAGUUUAUAG
Messenger RNA from Aspergillus ochraceoroseus IBT 24754, 1497 nucleotides. RefSeq names its product putative 2-methylcitrate dehydratase (PrpD). The transcript has 2 exons. NCBI's taxonomy places the organism in Eukaryota, Fungi, Ascomycota, Eurotiomycetes, Eurotiales, Aspergillaceae. Bases 1 to 1497 code for a protein of 498 amino acids. The record is from RefSeq and is a predicted model, not a curated record. Gene Ontology annotation, molecular function: 2-methylcitrate dehydratase activity; 2 iron, 2 sulfur cluster binding.